UGUUGUUUGUUUUACACCUUGUCUGGACUCAAUAAACUUUAUUUAUACAAAGUGGUUCAGUGUCUGUGUACGUGGGGUUCACUGUCAGAUCCAGACUCUGAUCUUGAGGUAGAUGCAGAUCUGGAUCCAGAUGAUAAUCGCGAUGUAGAUGUCUCGUACCAGUGCCGUGUUUCCCUCCGUAGUGGAUCCUGAGACUAAUCUAGAACCAGUUUCCUCUUGUGAACAUAUGUGACAUCAGCCAUGGACCUGAGCGCUUUGUCCACACACUUUUGUGCGCGUAGAGACACACUUUUUGUGAUGUGUGUUGAGGUCGUCAUGGGGAAGUGAAGCUGAGGGGGCGGCGUCCUGUGGCUCGGCCACAGACGGUGUCUCUGUCAGUCGUCCUGGAGACAACAUGAGGAUACUGACUGUGUCUCUGCUGCUGAGUGUGUCUCCGCUCCUGGAGUUUGGACCGACUGUCUCUGCAGUCUCUCUGAGUGUCCGUCCAAACCUCCAGCAGUUCCUCAGUGGAGACGCCGUUUAUCUGAGCUGUGAUGAAGGUGGACGAACAGUGAGGACGACAGUAGAGAGACAGACAGCGAAGAGGUCAGCGGAGACGGGUCAGUGUUGGAAAUAUAUUGGUCGUUCCUGCUUCAUCUCAGGCCUGUCUCCGUCAGACUCUGGACUGUACUGGUGUGAGACCAGUGAUGGACAGAGAAGUGAGCAGAUCAACAUCACAGUUCAGUCAGACCGACCUUUAAAACUUGAGAUCCCUGCACUUCCUGUGACGGCAGGAAGUGAGGUCACGUUGCGCUGUAGAACCAAAGAUGGCUCCACACCUGCGGCGUAUUUCUUCAGGAACAAUGUCCAUGUCAGAGACAAAGCAGCAGCCGAGCAGUUGACGCUCAGUAAAGUCCAACAGUCUGAUGAAGGUUUCUACUCGUGUUCUACUGACAUGCUGGGGUCGUCUCCUCAGAGCUGGCUCAGGGUCAAAGGCCCCUCCCCCACAACUGCCCCUCCCUCUGUUCCCCCUGCCCCUCCCACUUUAAUGUCUUCCCCUCCCCCUUUUCGCCUUCCUGUCUCUGGGUUCAGACUCUUGUGCCACCUGGUGGUCGUCGGUCUUUUCUGCAUCAGCAGCGUCCUGAUGGUGUUGAGGUGCUGCAGCAGGAAGAGAGGAAAUAAAUUGACGGUUGAAGAGAGGAAUGACAUCACUGGUGACAUCAUCACGGAGCACAACCUCUGACUGUUACGCUGAAUUAUAAAAUUAUUAUUUCCUUUCAUAUCAAUUUUUCAUUGUCAACUGUUGCUUUGUUAGCAUCACAGACACUAUUUCCUGUAGCCCGAGCAGCUACGACAUGAUCAUUUGUUUUUGUUGUCAGCUGACUUUUAAUCGAUGCUUCAAUUCAGGUAUUUUAAUAAACGGAUUUAAAUGUGAAUCAUCAGAUUGAAACCUGAGUCAUUAGCACUGAACCCCAGUUUAAGUUUCAGUCUUCUGUAAUAAACUUGAGUUUAAUCCUUUGAGUCUUCAUUAUUAAACCUGAUUUUAAGUCAACAUUAUUAA
Molecule: messenger RNA, 1540 nt
Organism: Solea senegalensis (Senegalese sole)
Lineage: Eukaryota; Metazoa; Chordata; Actinopteri; Pleuronectiformes; Soleidae
Product: Fc receptor-like B
Exons: 6
Coding region: 395-1222 (275 amino acids)
Biological process (GO): cell surface receptor signaling pathway
Molecular function (GO): transmembrane signaling receptor activity
Source: RefSeq, a predicted model, not a curated record